Hypanus sabinus (Atlantic stingray) is the source of this 723-nucleotide messenger RNA. Its product is annotated as putative transcription factor ovo-like protein 3. NCBI's taxonomy places the organism in Eukaryota, Metazoa, Chordata, Chondrichthyes, Myliobatiformes, Dasyatidae. Gene Ontology annotation, biological process: epidermal cell differentiation; regulation of transcription by RNA polymerase II. Bases 1 to 723 code for a protein of 240 amino acids. Gene Ontology annotation, cellular component: nucleus. Gene Ontology annotation, molecular function: DNA-binding transcription factor activity, RNA polymerase II-specific; RNA polymerase II cis-regulatory region sequence-specific DNA binding. The record is from RefSeq and is a predicted model, not a curated record. The transcript has 4 exons.
AUGCCCCGAUCGUUUCUCAUCAAAAAACGUGAGUGUGGUAUUCGCAGCUGGGGUCACGUGUCAGAUGACCAGCGAGGGGAUUUCUACGUUCCAGGAUGCUCAUACGGACAAGCAAUGCAACCUUUGUCUGAACAAAACGCAGCAAUCAACCCAGAAGUGAGGUCACAUGACCUGCACGCAAAGUUACUUGAGGGAAGCUUCCAAGGAGAACCUCAUUUGGACGGACAAUCUCUGAGUGGCAAAGCCAAGAUGAAACCAGCCGGCGGCCAGGGUCACUUUGUCUGUUUCUGCUGCUGGAAGGUUUUCUCAUUGCAGCGCAUGCUGACCCGCCACCUGAAAUCCCACAGCGCGGUGAAGAGGCACGUCUGUCGGUUCUGCGGGAAAGGAUUCAACGACACGUUUGAUCUGAAGAGGCACCUGAGGACGCACACAGGUAUCCGGCCGUACAAGUGCGACCGAUGUGAGAAGGCGUUCACACAGCGCUGCUCGCUGGAGUCACACCUGAAGAAGAUUCACAACGUGCACCAGAACUACGCCUACCGGGAACGCCGCUCCAAGAUAUUUGUGUGCGAGGAGUGCGGCUUCACGGCGGCCCAGGGAGACACCUACUUCCUCCACCUCAGGGACUAUCACCCCAUGAAUCCCGCGUUGUGCAGGUUCCUACGGAAACGCACGCCAGCCCAGAACAGAAUUCGAAUGCUGCUCUUCCCACACUACUUGUGA